Messenger RNA from Cinara cedri, 4702 nucleotides. Lineage: Eukaryota; Metazoa; Arthropoda; Insecta; Hemiptera; Aphididae. The record is from the annotation of a GenBank genome assembly.
CCAAGACAAUAAUAAUUAUUUUUACAAAUUUAAAUUUUUAAGAUCAACUUUUAUUGCGUAUCAUGUUGACCAGUUAAAAAACUUAAAUGUACUUCAUCAAUAUGAUGUCACACUGAAUGUAAUCAGCUUAAAAGGAAGAUUAUCAAUAAAAAAACAUAUCACGUAAUAUUUAUUUAAGAAUAAAUACAAAAAUCACAAUGACAAAAACUAGUUAGAAAUGACACUAUUUAGGAAGGAGAAUAUUAAUAAUAAUAAUUAAUUAUACAUUUAACAUUUAUGCUGUAAAAAGUUCAAAAUCUGUCUUCCUUUCUGUAUGCUUGAAAAAAAAAACUACUGUGAUUGCAUUAUUUAGAUUUUAUAUUAUUGUUAAAUUAGGUUUUUCAGUCAAAAGAAAUUGAAUAUUAACUAUCAAACGACUAUAUAAUUAUUAUAUCCAUUCAUUUAAUUAAUCGUUCGCACAUAACCUGACCAUGUCUGUAGAAAAAGAAGAAUGUGAAUUGGAACAACUAGUGUCUUCUGAUGAAGAACCCAGACCAACAAAUGAUGUACACAUUACACCUCCUAUUACACCCAAGCCACCACCAAGAGCUCAUUCCCAUACCGACAGCCGUACCAAGACUAGCAGUGGAAGUAACAAGGUGUCUGGGCAAUAAUAUAUUAAUAAACUUGUAAUUUUUGUGACUCAUUUUUUGUUAAUUUUUAAAUUUAGUCACCUUCAGUUGAAAGUCAAAAGAAUGAAUCCCAUAAGUCUACUGCCAAAUUGUCAAGUACUUCAUCUAUACAUCAAGAUAAACCGCAAACACAAUUAUCCAGUAUGACUUUUAUAUAAAUGCUUUACCUAUUAGAAAAAUAUAUUAUUUUGUUUACUUUGUUUUCUAGAAGACACAAGCGGAACUGCUCGUUUAAUGUCUGUAAACGAAAGAUUAGGACGAAGUUCUUUACAUGAUUAUAAACCACCUCGACCACCUCCGCCAAAUUUUAAUAAGUUGCAAAAUAAAAAAGGUUAGUUCAAUUAAGUAUUUUAUUUGUAUUAUAUAUGAAAAAUAACUUCUAACAACAACACAAAAAUAAUAAUACUUAAUAAGUUAAAUUGUCCCUGUAUCAAUGCUCAUAAUUUAUUUGGUAGGUACCUUUGUAUUUAUUUUUUACCUGCUUCAAAUUUCAUUACCCAUAACUAUAUGUACAUAUAGUUAUAUCUAAAUUCACAAAGUUAUACCUACAUACAUCUAAACUUUAAAUAAUUAUAAACAAAUUAUUAUUUCAACAGUGUGUGUUACCAUUAAGUAGGACAAAUGUGAUUAAUUUGAAUUGAACUAGGUAAUUUAACAAAGCAGUACAAUAUUACAUAGUAUACCAUAGCUUAUUUAUGUUCUUAUCUAUAAAACAUGAUAAAUAAUUUAUAUGGAAAAUACUUACAGCUGUCAAAUAUUUGUAUUGUUCAUUUCUUUAGUAAAUUUCAUAAUAUCAUUAUUUUUUAAACAUCUAAAAGCUAGUAGGCAAAAUAAAUAAUACAAUAUUUCAUAAUAUAUCUUUUAUAAAUUGAUAAUAUAUGGAUACAGUUGAACACAUUGUAUUUAAUAAAAACUUCUAAUCCACAGUAUUCAUCAAUCAAAGCACCUAUUGCUAUUUUGACAUUGAAACAUUAAGUUUUUCUGGAGUUUUAUUCUGUAUAAUAAUUGGCAAUUCAUUGCAAUAAAAUAGAUAUGCUCUUCAUUUUUAUUUAAAAGCUCUCGAUAUGUAUUAAAUAUUGUAAUCGAAAAAUCAUCUUUCUUUAUUAUUUUGGCUUGUAAUACUUACCCGAUGUAUGUGUAUCUUAGUAGCUAUUUUCUUUAGUUUAAAACUAACAAAUUAAAGUUUGGUUUAAAAAUUAUUUAAAACUUUUGAAAUAUUUCUACUAGGUAUUUAAAGAAAAAAAAUAAUUAUGUUAAUGAUUAUUAGAUACAUAAUAUUUCAGGUACCUACCUUUUAUUAUUAUAAUUAUUGUGUUUAUGUGCACGUUAAGUUAAAUUAUUUGCAAUUUUAAUUAUAUUUGUUAGGUUCAAAAAUAUAGCUAACAGUUAAAGAUACUAUAUAAAACAAAAUGUAUCAAAAAUGUAGUGUUAAAAUAUCUGUCUAAAAUGUGUGUCUAAUUCCAUUGUUAUAAAUUAACCAUUGUAAAUUUAAAACCUCUGACAUUGUAGUGCUUUUGCAUGUGACUAAUCUAAUUCAUUAUCAUACACAUAUAUUUUGUUCAAUAAUUGGAGCAUACAUUUUACAAAUAUGUCCCAUUUAACAACCACUAAAAUAAAAUAAAAUUUGUUUGCAUUCACCAAGUAUAUUUAUGUAGGUAAUAUAGUUUUUCCAAUGUUUGAUUCACUUUAUAUCAUUUCUGAGUAACAAAUACAAGUGUAAUUUAAUUUGUUGUUUAUAUUGUCAUUAUUCAAAUAGGUGACGGAAUGUAUUAUUUCAAUUUAAAAUAGAUAUAUUACAUUUUUAUUAUACUGUAACUUGAAUGUGUGUUGUAAGCAAUUAAAAUAAAAAAAUAUUAAUUCAUAUGGUAUUAAAAUAAAUUCAAAUAAGUUAAAAUUAAUAUUUAAUUUGUCUACUUUUGUUGGAAAACUUAAAUGCAGAUUUUUGUUUUACACAGAAAUCCCGAUAUUAUCAUCAAUGGCUUUUUAAAAUGUAAUUUUGUUUUAUUUUUGAUGACAAAAUGGGUGCUCCUAAUAAUUAAUCACACUACACCUGUUUAAAAAUAAUAAACUAGGUACAAUCCAGUUGUCUAUUUUUUUGAAUAAAUUGAUAAAAUACUUAAUUCAACUAUUAAUUACUUUCCAAAUUGUAUUUUAUUUAAUAAAAACAUUUGAAUAGCCUUUUUUGUAUUUUGGUUGUUGAUUUUAAUUAUAUAUUUUUUGUAUCUUAUCAUAUGACUUGUUUAUUUAAAAAAAAAAAAAAGUAUUUGUAAUGAUGUAAAAUUCCAAUCAUAAAAUGCAUUACAUGGCUUAUGUAGGUACUAAACUAUUUUUAUUACAUUUCACAAGCAUGCUUGUAGUUCUUGCAAAAAAAUAAAUAUUAAUAUAGCAUUAACCUUUCCACACCUAUAUGAGUUUUAUAUUUUAUUAUUUCAGCUUAUUUAUUUUUUUUUUUUUUUUAUAUAUACAUAUUUUGUGUGUUGGUUGCUUUUGUUGUUGAAACCUGUCCUAUAUAAAACACAUAGUAUUCUCUGAACAAACUAUGGACAGAAGUUGCCUACAUCAUUGUUUUUUGUCAGAUGUGACCGACGUCAGACAAAUGGAACAAGCCCUUCAGCAACUACUCGAAGAUUUCCACUCUGGAAAAUUGCGUGCAUUUGGUAAUUAUUAAUAUUAAAUAAUAUUGAAUAAUUCAAAAAUAAUUUCAUAUUAUUUAAAUAUUGAAGUUAAUAAAUUACAGUUAAUUUGUUUUAAUUGUUCUGAAUGGAAAACAAAUACUACAUAAUUUUAUUUGUUCACAAUUUUAAGUACGUAAAAUAUAUAUUUAAUUUUGAAUAGUUUUACAAAUAAUUAGGCAAACUAUAUUAUUUAUCAAGUUUUUAAAAAUAAUUUAACAAGUUUCCUUAAUCUCAUAUCCCAUUAUUAUUUAUACAAUUAUUUAAAUACAAUACAUAAUUACAAAUAUUCAAGAAUCAACUGUAUAAUUUUCAAAAAUAAUAAUAACAAUUUAUGUGUACAUUUAUGUGCAUAAUUUAGGUAAAGACUGCAGUAUGGAACAAAUGACUGCUAUCCGUGAACAACAGGAACAUUUAGCAUGGUUACAUUUUGAACUCGGCGUGAGACAAGAUGGAUCAACACCGCUCAGUGAACAAGGAAUUGCCAAAGGUACAGAAAACAUGCAUUCCCUAAUGGCUAGCCUGGAACAGCUGUCUCUAUCCAUUGAGAAAUUACAUUCGUUCAGUAAUUCGACUUCUGAUUAAAGAAAAUGAUUAUAUUUUAUCUACCUACCUGACCAUUAUUGGUACUCAUUAACAUUGACACUAUUUAUUAUUUAACGAAUGGGAUUUAUAAAUAAAAUUAUUGCUCAUUUAAUCAUUCCAUGAAUAAUUUACCAAUUAUAAUUAUUUAUUAUGUACCUCUUAUUGUUAAGUUAUUAAAUAAAUAUAGUGAUUUUUUAUAAUUUACACUUGUUUAAAUACUGAUUGCAAUGACUCAUAGGGAGAUAAAAUUCUAGUAGAGCCUACACUCACUCGGAUACCACAGUUUUUGGUUGCUUCACAUAUUGAAUGUACUUCAUGUCCACUUAUGCCACCGAUAACAAAAACAAUUAGAUGAUCGCAAUCUAAUGGAUGUUUGUUAACUGUGUUAAUAAUCUUACUGAAAAAAAAAAAAAAUAAUAAUAAUAAUAAUUAUGAUAACUUUUAUCUUGUAAUGAUUAUAUUAAAUACUAUGAAAUGUUAUGACAUUGAACAUUACUCACUUGAAACCUAAUUUUAUAAAAUCUGUAAUUCCAUCAGAUUUGGUUUUUAAAACUGGUAGAUUUGGUCGCAUUGGACUGCACACGUCUUCCAUCAAUUGUUUGACAAAAGAAUUGUACACUGCUGGUGCGUAAGGGUUUUCUUUUACAAACAAUUUUCUAUUUAUAGAAAUAAAAAGUACAUAAUUUUAAAACAUUUAAUUUUAAUUUUAGCCCUACCCACAAAUUCCCUCUAAUUUUCACAUAUUCUGAAAAAGAUAGAAACAUUCUUCAUUGG